This is a messenger RNA of Betta splendens (Siamese fighting fish), 6013 nucleotides long. It is a transcript of the gene per1b, whose product is annotated as period circadian clock 1b. Gene Ontology annotation, cellular component: nucleus; cytoplasm. Bases 661 to 5031 code for a protein of 1456 amino acids. Gene Ontology annotation, molecular function: transcription corepressor binding; transcription cis-regulatory region binding. The record is from RefSeq and is a predicted model, not a curated record. Gene Ontology annotation, biological process: entrainment of circadian clock by photoperiod; circadian regulation of gene expression; negative regulation of transcription by RNA polymerase II. NCBI's taxonomy places the organism in Eukaryota, Metazoa, Chordata, Actinopteri, Anabantiformes, Osphronemidae. The transcript has 20 exons.
GGUGUACUCUCGACGCGGCGUGGUGCGGCCGGCCAAGUCGACGACAGCGCGCUACAGCCGCGCUAGCGGCACUAUAGGCGUGUCGGGACGCGCGGCGCGGCGGAGGAGUUGACACAUGUUUACGCACGGGGCCAGGCCGCAGCUUCCUGCAGCCGCCGUCGGUACAAUGCAGUAGGGAAGCGUGUCAUGUUACGCUGAAUGCGCUUCAGGCGGCCUUUUGCACCUAGAUCAUCACAUCUCUGCUAUAAAGUGAAGAGUGUUUCUUGCUCGCACCAAGAGCUGAUUUUCUCACUCUCCCUCACAAACAUCUCAGCCCAUCUGUUGGAGCCCCAAUGCCAAGGUUGUUUCAUAACCAGGAAUUCAUCACUUGUCUUCUACGUUGAGUGACGUGACCGCUUUCGCUUUGGAAAGGAAUCAUUCCCGUCUUCGGUGACUCGGAAGAUUUUUCUGGCAUUUUGGAAAUUUCACUUUCAGCAUCGUCCAAGACAGACACACAGAAAAGUGGACAGCUUUUUAUUGUUUUCAGGAGAAAGCAGGCAAUUCUCACCUUAGUUUCUUUUCUUAACAGCUUUCAGCCAUGCUUCACCUGUGUAUACUCAGCAGUCCCACUUAAAAAAAAGCAUUUCAAAAUUUUUUUGCAACACCUCAUCUUACUCUAGUAUGAGUUAUGACAACUCUAAGUCAACGCCCAGCAGUAGUAGUCGGGGGCGAGGAUCAAGGUCCGAUGACAAAGACAAUGACCAGGGAGCAGAGUCAGAAGGGUUGAAGUCUCCACUGGCCAGCAGUGGUCAGUCCAGUGGCAGCGUUAGCAGCCAGAAGCAGGACAAUGGGGAGACAGGAGAAUCAUCCCCCAGUGGAGGAUCGGGAUCUGGAGGUUCUUCUGGCGACCGGAGGGGCCCCAACUCGGACGACAUGGACGGCCUGUCCAGCGGGAACGACUCCGGGGAGCGGGAGAGCGAAGGCGGAAUGGAGCGGGAGAACAGGUCCCGUGGGCCCCAGUCCACACGCAGCUCCCACAGCUCGUCGAACGGCAAGGACUCUGGCAUGAUGCUGGAGACCACCGAGAGCAACAAGAGCUCAAACUCCCAGAGUCUGUCGCCUCCCAGCAGCUCCCUGGCCUACAGCCUGCUGUCCACCAGCACCGAGCACGACCACCCCUCCACCUCUGGCUGCAGCAGCAACCAGUCUGCCAGGAUCCAGACUCAGAAGGACCUAAUGAAGGCCAUCAAGGAGCUGAAGCUCCGUCUGCCAGCUGAACGCAAGGCCAAGGGCCACUCCAGCACUCUGAAUGCCCUCAAGUAUGCACUUCAGUGUGUCAGACAAGUCGGAGCCAACAAGGAGUACUACCACCAGUGGAGCGUGGAGGAGUGUCACGGCUGCAGCCUGGACUUGUCCACCUUCACAAUUGAGGAGCUUGACAAUAUCACAUCAGAAUACACCCUCAAAAACACAGACACGUUCUCCAUGGCUGUGUCCUUCAUGUCUGGGAAGGUGGUGUACGUGUCACCCCAGGGCUCGUCGCUGCUGCGCUGUAAGCCAGAGUGUCUCCAGGGGACUGUGUUUUCUGAGCUCCUGGCCCCGCAGGACGUCAGCACUUUCUACAGCAGCACGGCACCCUGUCGCCUGCCCACGUGGGCCUCCUGCAUCGGGUCUGCUUCUCCUCCAGUCGACUGCACUCAGGAGAAGUCCAUGUUCUGCCGGAUCAGUGCUGACCGGACACAUGGUGGAGACAUGCGCUACUACCCGUUUCGCCUCACGCCCUACCAGCUCACCAUCAGAGACUCGGACGCUGCUGAGCCCCAGCCCUGCUGCCUGCUCAUCGCAGAGAGGGUCCACUCUGGCUAUGAAGCUCCUCGCAUCCCCCCAGACAAGAGGAUCUUCACCACAAGCCACACUCCCAGCUGUCUCUUUCAGGAAGUUGAUGAGAGGGCGGUACCGCUUUUGGGCUACCUGCCUCAGGACUUGGUGGGAACCCCCACCCUGCUCUACAUUCACCCUGAGGACCGACCCAUGAUGGUGGCUAUACAUGAAAAGAUUUUUCAGUUCGCGGGGCAGCCGUUUGACUAUUCACCUCUGAGGAUGUGCGCUCGUAACGGGGAAUAUCUGACCAUCGACACUAGCUGGUCUUCCUUUGUCAACCCCUGGAGCAGAAAGGUGGCCUUCAUCGUAGGGCGCCACAAAGUCAGAACGAGCCCCCUUAAUGAAGACGUCUUCACGCCACAGAGCUGCGAGGGCCAGGUCACCACGCCUGACAUCGUCCAGCUGAGCGAGCAGAUCCACCGCCUCCUCGUGCAGCCUGUUCACAGCGGCAGCUCUCAGGGCUACAGCUCUCUGGGGUCCAGCGGUUCACGAGGCUCCCGCCGUUCACACCAGCAGCAUCUCAGCGCUUCAGCGGCCUCCUCCAGCGACAGCAACGGCCCCGCAAUGGAUGAGGCGGCUGUCGGUGUCACUGUACAUAAGCCUAUGACGUUCCAGCAGAUCUGCAAAGAUGUUCACAUGGUCAAGACCAAUGGACAGCAAGUUUUUAUCGAGUCCCGCAACCGGCCACCACCCAGAAAAAACACCACCACCAGUGCAGCUUCUGCAGGCAUUAGGGCCAUCAACAGUGACCCAAUCAGGGGCCUGAUAGCAGAUAUGACAAGCCCUCCCCGAGCAUUGGUCCCUGCGCCUCUUGUGCAGAAGGAGCCCACUACUGGAUACUCCUACCAGCAGAUCAACUGCCUGGACAGCAUCAUUAGGUACUUGGAGAGCUGUAACAUUCCCAACACAGUGAAAAGGAAGUGUGGCUCCUCCUCCUGUACUGCCUCAUCCACGUCUGAUGACGACAAACAGGAAGCCAGUAACAACAACAAAGGAGGGUCAGUUACCCUCGUCGGUGAACCACCUCCUCUGCCUCCGCUCACCAUGGCCACAAAGGCAGAGAGUGUAGCGUCAGUCACGUCACAGUGUAGCUUCAGUAGCACAAUCGUUCAUGUUGGAGACAAGAAGCCUCCUGAGUCAGACAUCGUCAUGGAGGAUGCUCCUAUAAUCCCCACACUGGCUCCUCCCACCACAAUGCCAACUCCUCCCACCAGCGGGCUGACCCCUCCCACUAACACGGCCAUCACCUUUCCGCCUCCGCCGCCUCCACCCCUUCCCCCACCUGCAGCACCUCAAGCUACGCAGCCAGAGAGGGACAGCAGGAGGAGUGGAAGUGUUGGAGGAGGUGGCGGAGCAGCGGGAGGGAGUGGAGGAGGCCGCCUCGGCCUGACAAAGGAGGUGCUGUCAGCCCACACCCAGCAGGAGGAACAGGCCUUCCUUGAUCGCUUCAAGGACCUCAGCAAGCUGCGUGUGUUCGAUCAGACGGUGUCCUCAACUGUGCACUGCCGCACCCCUGCUGCCAACCCACGGUCCCGAGGAGUGCGUUGCUCUCGGGACUACCCAGCUGCUGGAGGUAGCACUGGCCACAGACGUGGUCGCGGUGGCAAGAGGCUCAAGCACCAGGAGUCAUCUGAGCAGCACAGUUCUCUAGGCUUCAGCGGGAGCCGCCAUGACCCCAGGGCAAAUGCUGCCCCAAUGCCCCUCAACAUGCCCCUCGGACCUCCAACCAACUCCUCAUCUUGGCCAUCCGUAGGCUCCCAGGCCAGCAUUCCCUCUAUGCCCUUUGCCCCUGGUAUGCUUCCAAUCUACCCCAUGUACCCACCCCUCGCGCAGCCUUUACCCAUUCAAGAUCCCUCACGGUUUCCCUCAAGCCCAAUGGUGCCUCCCAUGAUGGCUCUUGUCUUGCCCAACUACAUGUUUCCUCAGAUGGGAGCUCCCAUCCCUCAGCCAGGCCCUGUCCCUGGACAAUUCUACAAUCCCAAUUUCACUUACCCUGGUGCUGCGCCAGCCCCCGUCCCCACUCUCAUCUCCAACACUAUGCCCAUCCCAGGCACCGGCGCCCCUUCCCGUAGCAGCACUCCUCAGUCCUACAGUCAGACACCUGCUGACCGAGAGGGUGCGGAGUCCCCCCUCUUCCACUCUCGAUGCUCCUCCCCUCUAAACCUGCUACAGCUGGAGGAGUCACCCAGCAACAGGUUAGAGGUGGCCACGGCACUGGCAGCAUCACAGCAGGCGACUCCGUCCGUGCCGGGCGGUGCAGCCAGUGGACAAAGCUCAGCCAAUCAGAGGAGCUCUGAAGACACCUCCAAGGAGAAUGAGAACGGCGAGGCUAAUGAGUCCAACCCCGAUGACAUGUCCACCUCGAGCGACCUGCUGGAUCUGUUGCUGCAGGAAGACUCUCGCUCAGGCACCGGCUCAGCUGCUUCAGGCUCAGGUUCCUCAGGCACAAGGUCCUCUGGUUCAGGUUCUGGCUCCAACGGCUGUAGCUCCUCUGGCACCAGCGGCACCAGCAGCAGCCAGGGAAGCCACACCAGCAAGUACUUUGGUAGCAUUGACUCGUCGGAGAACGACCACUCCCGCAAACAGACAGCAGGGGGCAGCAGCAGCGGCCAAGGAGAUGGCGGUGAGGAGCAGUUCAUCAAGUGUGUCCUGCAGGACCCCAUUUGGCUGCUGAUGGCCAACACGGAUGACAAGGUCAUGAUGACCUAUCAGCUGCCCGUCAGGGACAUUGAGACGGUGCUGCGUGAGGACCGAGAGGCCCUGAGGAACAUGCAGAAACACCAGCCUCGCUUCACAGAUGAGCAGAAGAGGGAGCUGAGUCAGGUUCACCCCUGGAUCCGCACAGGACGUCUCCCUCGAGCCAUCAAUAUUUCUGGCUGUGCCGGCUGUAAGUCCCCCCCCAGUGUGCCUCCCGCUGCCCCAUUCGAUGUGGAAAUCCAUGAGAUGGAACUGUGCAGUGUGCUGAAGGCGCAGGAGGAGGACGGCAGCAAGGACAAGAAAGGUCACUCAGAAACCGCCAUGGAUGAAAUUCAGGCAGAGGAGGAUGACGAGGAAGAGGAAGUAGAAGAGAAAGGCAGCAAAGACAUGGCAGCAGAGGAGCAGAAAGCGUCCUCAGAUCCUGUGGAGAAAAAGGCGGAUGCUCAGCCGCCCGAGUCUGACAUGACUCACUAAGUGGGUGGCCAAAGAUAGAAAACACUAUCGUGACUUUUCUGAGCCGAUACACAGAUUAUGCACACUCUAGGACUUUGUGUCUCUGUAUGUGCUGGGACUCGGAGGUGCAUAAUGAUGAAGACAACUGCCAUUUGUUAUGUAACAGUCACGGCUUUGAUGGCGACACACUGGGUAUGCUGAAUAACUUUAAAUGCCAGAAAGGAUGUGCACACUCGGUUUUAGAGAGUGAGUUAGGAUACUUUCUGUUUCUUGUAGUUUUCUGCAUAUUUAUUGAAGUUGUAAAAUAAUCGGGACUAAGGUGAAUGUGUUAAAAAACGCCUUUACUUAAAGAUGGGUGUCGUCCUUGACAUUUCAUCCUCGUUUCUUCUUUUUGAAUGUUUCCCAGGUUGCCUGGGAUCCAGCUCCCACUUUAAUCCUGCUUGUCUCUAAAACUGAAGGUUUUUUUAAAUAUUCUAAAUCAUACCCCAGAAAAAGAAAGAUCCCAAAAGAAGAAUAACGCAAAGUCACAACUAGUUUAUUUUGUAAAUACUGUGUAUAUUUUUAUACUUUCACUGCAUAUAGAGAGAGGACGGAUGCUUGGCGAUCGCCAGGAGGCCCUUCAGCAAGGCAUGAGUGCAUUUAUGACCGAGGAACAAGGCUUAACAGUUUUCUCACAAACUGAAGAAAUAAACCUAAACUGCCAGCACCCAAAGGAUCUGAAAAGCCGUCAGCGGAGGGAGAGCUUUUCACGCUGCCAGUGUUUAAUCACGGCAGUAAGAGGAUGUAGACAGAGGAAACUCUUGAGGAAGUGUUUAGCGUUCAGAGAGUCUUUAUAUCUUCACUUUUCCUCUCUGUCCCCCUCUCAGUCGUUCUCCGUUCUGUGGCACUGUUCUGGUCAUGUGAUAUCCUGUGCUUCAUGGCGUCCGUGAUCUCUGCAACAGUUUCUUAAUAUUUUUGUGAGAUUCUUUGUACAAUAAAAGACAAUAAAACAACUUGAAACGCC